Molecule: messenger RNA, 900 nt
Organism: Eufriesea mexicana
Lineage: Eukaryota; Metazoa; Arthropoda; Insecta; Hymenoptera; Apidae
Product: OTU domain-containing protein 6B
Exons: 4
Coding region: 1-900 (299 amino acids)
Biological process (GO): protein deubiquitination
Molecular function (GO): cysteine-type deubiquitinase activity
Source: RefSeq, a predicted model, not a curated record
AUGGCAGAGUUAGAAUUAAUGGAAGAAGAAUUAAUACAAAAGCAUAAAAAAGAACGAAAAGAAUUACAAGCACAAAUACAAAUAUUAAAAAAAUCAAUUUGCAAAGGUGAUAAGAAGAAGAAAAAAGAAGUGACUGAGGAAAUUAGUCACUUAGAAGAAGCUCUAGAUAAAAAGCAAGAAGAAGAGUUAAUUACAUGGAAAGUGACACAUUUUAAUAUAAAUAAUGUGAAAAAUAAAAAUACUGAAAAUAUUAGUAAUAAAAGCACAAAAAAUAAUACAAACAAUAAAGAAUAUGAGCAACCAACACAUAGAAUUUCAAAAGCACAGAAGAGAAGAGACAAGAAAGCAAAUGCAGAGAAAGAACGUAAUCAGAGAAUCAUAGAGCAAGAAGCAUUAAAUGUUUUUGGAAAAAGAAAUACAGAAUUACAAACUAUUAAGAAAAUUCUUUGUGACCGUGGUUUAAUGAUUUAUGAAAUUCCAAGUGAUGGCCAUUGUUUAUAUAAUGCUGUCGCACAUCAGUUAAAAAUUAUAGGAGAAACUCCAUUGAAUUUUCAUGAACUUAGAACAAAAACUGCUACACAUUUGAGAGAAAAUAUGAAUGAAUUUUUACCAUUCAUUUCUACUCCAGAUUCAGAUGAUCUUCUCUCAUCAGAACAAUAUGAAAAAUAUUGUCAUGAUGUGGCACAUACAAGUUCUUGGGGUGGAGCUAUUGAAUUACAAGUUCUUUCACAUGUAUUGAAAUGUCCGAUAGAGGUCAUUCAGGCAUCAGGUGCACCAUAUAUUAUUGGUGAUAACUACAAUAAUGAAAAGAAAAUGAUACUGACUUACCAUCGUCAUAUGUAUGAACUAGGUGCUCAUUAUAAUUCUGUUACAAAAUAUGUUAAAGGAGAUGAAAGUUGA